ACGAUCGUGACGACUUCAUCACUGUAAACAAGCACAAUAUCAAGGUAGACUGGCUAAGUCAAUUCAAUAAAGAAACAACGAAAACAAACGAUAAUUACAACAUGACGUACGACUACGGCAGCAUUAUGCACUACGGCGGAACUAGCUGGUUGUUGACCCUACUGUUAUUUAGUGCAUCGUUCAACAAAAAGCCAACAAUGGUUCCGUUUGACAUCGAUUAUCAGCAGACCCUUGGAUCUCCAUUCAUUUCUUUCAUCGAACUCUCAAUGCUCAAUGAGCACUACGGAUGCAAAGGUUUGAUGGUCAUCAUUAGAAUAUCUCUCUGA
Molecule: messenger RNA, 326 nt
Organism: Cooperia oncophora
Lineage: Eukaryota; Metazoa; Nematoda; Chromadorea; Rhabditida; Trichostrongylidae
Source: the annotation of a GenBank genome assembly